UUUUUUUUUUUUGCAAAGAAGCAGCCGGGUAUAAGGAGUGAUUUAAUCAGGGUCUCAGAAGUAGAACUGGAGCAGAGCCGGGGUCCUGGUGCCCACCGGUUCUCUCCCCUCUGCACUGGCCUGCGUGUGACCCAGAACCCUGGUCCUGACCGGUUACCCUGUGGGUCACUCGCUGCCGUUGUAUUGUGCCUCUUGUAUUGUGGUAUUACUCCUUUUGGGAAGGUGGUAUUAUCCUGUUUCAUCCUGUAGAAACUGAGUGAGGGUAAGAGGAAUUUAAUGAUUUUAUGACUGUUUGUGGCAACUCCUUAGUAUGAAGGUCGAUUUUCAACUUAGAGAGCAGAGCCGUUCUUCUAGACCACGUGGAGAGAAGAGAGCAGAAAAUUAGUUUCAGGAAAAAGCGAUCCCUUCCUUUAGUGGCAUGGUUCAGGAUAACCUCCCAUCGCAGUCCCAUCCUUGCGCGCCUCGCUGCUUGUGCCAGCCUGCAUGACAACCCAAAAGACUCCUUUAGAUGUUGCUGAACUAGUUACCAUAAAAAGUAGCUCACUUUCAAACUCCCACGUUUCAACAACAGAGAAAUUCAGUACAAAGGUAUUUGAAGUUUCCCUGGAACCUGGGCUCCCCAGACGCAGUGCUGGAGCAGAUGGAUAAUGGAGACUGGGGCUAUAUGAUGACUGACCCAGUCACAUUAAAUGUAGGUGGACACUUGUACACAACGUCUCUCACCACAUUGACCCGAUACCCGGAUUCCAUGCUUGGAGCUAUGUUUGGGGGGGACUUCCCCACAGCUCGAGACCCUCAAGGCAAUUACUUCAUUGAUCGAGAUGGACCUCUUUUCAGAUAUGUGCUCAACUUCUUAAGAACUUCAGAGUUGACCUUACCCCUGGAUUUUAAGGAAUUUGAUCUGCUUCGAAAAGAAGCAGACUUUUAUCAGAUUGAGCCCUUAAUUCAGUGUCUCAAUGACCCUAAGCCUUUGUAUUCUAUGGAUACUUUUGAAGAAGUUGUGGAGUUAUCUAGUACUCGGAAGCUUUCUAAGUACUCCAAUCCAGUAGCUGUCAUCAUAACCCAAUUAACCAUCACCACCAAGGUCCAUUCCUUACUAGAAGGUAUCUCAAACUAUUUUACCAAGUGGAAUAAGCACAUGAUGGACACCAGAGACUGCCAGGUUUCCUUCACUUUUGGACCCUGUGAUUAUCACCAGGAAGUUUCUCUGCGGGUCCACCUGAUGGAAUAUAUCACAAAACAAGGCUUCACGAUCCGCAACACCCGGGUGCAUCACAUGAGUGAGCGGGCCAAUGAGAAUACAGUGGAGCACAACUGGACUUUCUGUAGGCUGGCCCGGAAGACAGACGAUUGAUAUCCAGCCCUGGGGGUUGUUCCUGGAUACUGACUCUCGAGGAGAUGGAAGAGACUGAUUUUUUUUUUUUUCAAUCACAGUGGGAUUUAAAAAAAAAAUUUUUUUGUAUUUAUUUGAAAGUAUUGAGGACCAGAAGGAAGUCUUAUGCUUUAGCAGAAUCCUCUAUGUUUGUUCUCUUGACCCUGAGUAUGCAUGUGCCUGUUCAGAGCCUCCAGAUAACUUUUUUAUAAAAAGAAGUCUGAAAAUUAUUAUGGUAUAUAAUCAACCCUUAACAGAGCUUUUUUUAUUACAGUGCUAAAAUGAUUUCUGAUUAAAUGGUCCCUAACUCAACUAGAAGGCUCAAAAUUAUAGGAAUGAAAGAAUAAACAGAGUGGUACUCAUGAUGCUUUUGACAAAAAUCAAAACAUCAUGUAGGGUGACCUAGUUUCCAAACCAAUAAGCAGUAUUGUAAUAUUAAAGGAAAACUGUUCCAAUCAUUAAAAGUACUUGUUAAGUACUGCUUUUUACAGUUACAGCAACUGUUUCUUUCUAUGCAUAUAAAUCAAGCAACCAAAUAUCUGUAGCCAUGGAAAUGUCUGACUAGAAAUAUUUAUAUUGGAUUCUGAAUACAAAAUGUCCCUGUGGUAGAAAUCUUACUUCUUAUGCCUGGUGCAGUAUAAUUCCUCAGUGUACUGUCUACCAGAAAAAAACUAAUAAAAAAUGAAAUAGAAAAAUUAA
Messenger RNA from Miniopterus natalensis, 2071 nucleotides. NCBI's taxonomy places the organism in Eukaryota, Metazoa, Chordata, Mammalia, Chiroptera, Miniopteridae. The record is from RefSeq and is a predicted model, not a curated record.